This is a messenger RNA of Prorocentrum cordatum, 615 nucleotides long. Lineage: Eukaryota; Dinophyceae; Prorocentrales; Prorocentraceae. The record is from the annotation of a GenBank genome assembly.
AGAGGACGAUGCACCUCACCAACUAUUCUGUGAACAAGCACGCUGAUGGCUAUGUGAAGAAUUUGGACACUCCUGCUGCAGAGGAGCUGGCACCGUCGCCCACGCCAACAGCCUCGACGCGGUAUACGUCCCCGCACAGCGAGGAAGAGCAUGGCGAAGAGGAGGAUGCGGAGGCAGAAGGCGAAUGCGAGGAGGCCAAGGAAGAGGGGGAGAACCACGGGGCACCGGGUGACUCACCGGUGUCCUCCAAGUGGUCUCUAACCCAAUUGCGAGAUUAUUUCGCCGCAAACGGGCUGAAUUAUGAGUUGAUGAUGCAGCGCAUCAAGGACCUUGUCAUCAAGACCCUGAUCUCCGUGGAGCCCCAGCUGGUCAGCAUAUGCCAUCAGGGCUGCAAUUCUCGUCAGGACGCUCAGGCAUCAGCGGGGGGCUUUCACCGCCAAAUCACGACUGCAAUGCGUGGGUUCUCACAUGCGUGCUUGAGUUUGGCAUUCAAAACUCAGGAGUACAUCGCCUAGCAUGGGCCAUCUGUAGUUUGCUUGCGCGUGCCGUACACUGAGAUCAAUCGGCACCUGAACGCCUGCACACGCUUGGACAUAUGACUGUAUGUGAACGUGC